CAGGGUUCUAAAACUGUUAAAUAUACAAAAGAAGCAAAGUAAAUUGAAUUGACAUUGAAUUUUUGACUGGUAAGUCAAGAUUAUUUUACUGAUUGAACUGUUUGAUUGAUAGGUACAGGUAGUGUUCCUCAGUUAGUCUCUUAGCUUCAUCCCCUGAUAAUCCAAUAUCUAGUGGAAAUAGAAUUUUUAUCACUACUUUGCAUUUUCAUUAGCUUAAGAGGAAAAGAAAACAAAUUCAGUCAAACCCCGUUCAUAAUACGGACGCUGAGCGGGCCAUAGACCCUUCCGUAUUAAAGGACUGUCCGUAUUAAGUACUGUUUAAAAAAUGAGCAGGAUUAAACACUCGAGACGAAGCCGAGUUUUUACACCUGAUAGUACACUCCAGCGAGGUUUUUGCGCAACUCAUUAAUUCUUGCACUAAUAUUUAGUUUUGGGUUUAUUUUGACCUAAAAAUUGGACGUAAAGUUUAGCCGUGUCUUUAUCAGAUAUACAGACACUUAUUAAGCAUUGUUUUUUCUUUACGAAUUAUUAGUGAGGUUUUGAAGCGGGUGGAAUUUAUAGGAGAAAAUGUCAGGGUUCGCUUUCCCCAAGGACAAAGAGGGCUGUCCGUAAUAACGAGGUAUCCGUAUUAACUCGGUGUUCGUAAAGCGGGGUUCGACUUUAUUUAUAUUUAAGUAUUUCAACACAAAAUUCAAAAUUCAGUCGGUUCGUCGACAUCACUCAUUCCCCUCACCAUAAAACUGACCCAAUCUUGCGAAAUUUUACUUUAGAGGGAGAUGAACUGACUUGUUGAAAUAAAUAAUGAUUCAAGAGCAACUGUAGGUCAUCAAUCUCCUUUUAUGAUGAUCGAUUAACAUUUUACGUCCUUCAAAUCACAGUCACUGUCUUCAGGCUUUCUCACAAUCGGACAGGUAAACACUGUCAGUCAAACGAAUAUUUCUCUUUUUUCUAUCCAUUCUUAACAAAGUUGCGUCUAGAUACGUCAGUAUUUCGAUUAUAGAUGGUGUGUGGUAUUUGGCUCUUACGCUGUAAGCUAAUUUUGAGUUUUUUAGUUCCGCAAGAAAAUUUCAGUUUUCCGAGUUUUCUCUUCAAAAAUCUACUUCAUGGUUUGCAUUUUGAAACCGAUUGUGGGACGGUGUAGCUUGAGAAUACAGAAAAUGCCUCUAAAAACAAAGUGAGCAUACUGCAGACGGGAAUCAGAACACUGAAUCGCACAGGUGUAAAAUGUAAAGAAACAAAAAAUAAAAUGCAACAAAAGGACUUUGCCUAUGCGAUUGCAUAUUUACUCAAAUAAUGACCCGGUAUUUUACAAAUCGCAAGUCGCGCCCAAAAUAUCGAGUAUCCAGAAAAGUAAACCGCUCGCAAAGGAAGAGCUCCUCCAGGUUCCUUGACAAGAAAAAGACCAAAAUACGAUUGCUUUUAGUUUAGAAAGCUUGUAAAGCUGCCAAAUCUGUAAUAAUAGCAUCAAAGAACUUUGAUUGCAGUUUGUGAGAUUCAAAAAAGGGCUCGUCAGAGGCGGAUCCAGGAUUUUUUUUAGGAGGGGCUGCACUCGUCUCUUGCUCUACUUCAACACCAAUAAACCACAUAGUUUUUUUUGCAGAAUACCAGUUGUAUUAGAAAACCGCAGGUCAUCUCAGGAGGGGAGGUGCGCACCCCCUGCACCCUCCCCCUAGAUCCGCCCCUGCUCGUAACAAUUUAGAUGUAUUCCAAUGAAGAUUCAAAAUACAACGGUCAACGCAAUGUUGCAGUACGUGAUUUAAGAAAGGCCUCCAGGGCUGGUCAAAUCUUUCCCAUUAUCAUCCUUAUCGUCACGAUUGGCGAUACAGCGACACUUGUAAAGUUAGCACGUACGAAACAAAGCAUGGAAUUCACCUCCUCCAGCUUAGCCUACGUGUAGGCCACACCCUCCCCCGACAAAGGAAAAACUGGGGGGGAGGGUGCGACUACACGUAGGCUACCUCUAGCUACCUAAGCAAAAUUAUCGAACUAGCUCGAACUGAUCAACUGUUUUACAGAUUGACUCCAAGGCACAAGGGCGCAAUAAAGGAGGGGGGCUUUACAUAGGACUGUUAACUAACUGUAAGAGGAAUUGUUGAAACCGCAAGUGUAUAUAAACAGGAGACAAGCCAUAUACGAUAAAAACAAACCUGCUAACAACAAUUACAAAAAAAUCCCCAGCGGGUAUAGGGUGUGAAAGUAAAGUAUCUUUACUAUAUUUCGGCAGUAUUUUUCAAACCCAAAAUUGUUUCCUUUUUAUUCAAUGAACUUUAAAAUUACGAGUCAUGUAAAAUCUCAACUCAACACAAGGUGAGCCAGUUGGGACAAAAGGGUAGAAUGUGUCUUCCACUAACGUAGAUAGUCUAUCGUCAUUGUAUUGAUUUUCUUUUCUUUUGUAUCCUUGUUUUUUUUUCUUCAAAAACCGGUUUUUCAAGGUGCGUAGUUUGCCAACCUCACUUACCUUACACGCUCUUAAGGGUUCUCUCCCCAGUCUCACUCUCCGUUUUUAUCCUUGUUCCCGCAGGCUUCCGUUUUACAUGAUCACUUCUUUAUGACAUCCCACGAAAAAGCGGGCUGUUUUAAUUGAAUGAGGCGGUUUCUUUCACCUUUUUUUAAAAAAAAAACUCAAAAAACAAUUUGAAAAUAAAUAAUAAUUAUCAUUAUUAUGCCUACGAAAAUUGAAAAAAAAAAGGCAACGAGGGCAAUGAUGUUAAUCGCAAGUGGCUCAACAGCUUGCAAAAAUGAAAUGGUGUCGCUGUGUUGCUGUGGAAAAGUCGAUCUCCAACUCAUUUUGUUAGAAAUUUCAUUUUGGAACAAGAGAAAAACAAAAGACGAAAAGAAAAGAGCAAAGGAAAGCUCACCGAAAGAAAUAUUCAUUGAAGCUAUCGGAGCCGGUCUAUAACUAACUGUCGAUUUAUUGCCCAGAUUACGGACGGAUCCAUCAUCUUAGGCUUUUUUCAUUCUAUCUCAGAUUAUAUCAUGUAAGCCAGCUGCUCUGUCUCGACAAACAAACCUAUUUCCUUUUAUUAUUGUUCUUACUUUUUUUGUUGAAAUGGCACCUUUUUAGGUAGAUGGAAUGUUCAUAGCUGCGUGCGCACUUGUCAAUGACUUAAGACCUGCCUCGUACCCAAAUGUAUCUCUCUCGCUGUAAACUUGCGCCCAAGGAAGGCGGUGAGGAGAAAACGGACGAGACGACACUCGCGUUUCACGCUCGCCUGUAAAAGCUAAGCGCCUGGCAGGAGGCAGAACGCACGAAGACACAAGAGUGAUCGCUUGUCGCUAGAAAACCUCCGUACUGAAAAUGGGAACUAAACUGACAUUGGACUUCAGUUUUUCCUCCUUAUCACCAACUCUCAUUUUACUUACUUACUUCCUGUGUAUUUCCCCCCCAACUUUGAUCAAAAUCAAUUCACUUAGCUUUGUAAAUAACCGAAGACAGGAAGUAGAUAGCUCUUAGGAAGACAAAUUAAAAUCCGUCUGAAGUGCUGAUGAGCUACAGUAGACUCCCGGUAACUCGAACCCUCUAUAACUCGAACUUCCCGCUAACUCGAAGCAAUUUUCUUUUCCCCUCAGAUCAUUUUUUAUAUAAUUUUACACUCGAUAACUCGAACUUUUUUAUUUCCCUUGAAGGUUCGAAUUAUCGGGAGUCGACUGUAUAAACAAAUUAAAAAGUUCACCUAGGUUAAUAAAUGCUAUUAACUAGACUCCUCGGUAAGCGAUGGUAUUUUUUUUAAAAAUUCUGACUUGUCGCGUAUUUAUCGAAGACUGGUUGCGUUGGUUGCAAAAAACUAAACAAGAAGUUUCAAAUAGAAAAAGAAAAGUGGCCAUUGAUAAAUUUCUGUGAACGUCAAGUUGUGUUUCCUGUUGAAAGCAAAUAACACCUUUUCUGUAUGUUAAUGUACUUAUGACACACUUAGAUCAAAGCCAAAACAUUUAUAAACAUGUUUUAGGCAUAAUAACCGAUAUCCUUUGACGAAAUAUGUUGAAAUAUGUUGCUGACUAAAACUCAAGGCGCACUUUUUGAGUUUUCAUAGCUACUAUCAGGUAAGCCGCUAAUUUCACUCAAUUGAGACACCAAACACAAUUUUUAGUUCAUCGACAAAUAUAUUAACGCAACAAAAACAGCGGGCGGAAAAUCGCGAGGCCUCUGGUAUCUCUAAACUGGGCGAAGUUUCAAGGAACUCACUUUUUCAACCAGAAGCAUUUUUCCCGAUGAACCAGGAAGCUAGAAAUGAAUACUUUGUUAAUCUUCCGUUUAAUUCAUCAGACGCACUUUAUAAUACCGACAGACAGACGCGUCUGUCCCCAGACAGACUUUCCCUCGUUAAACUCGGCUAAAAAGAGCACCGAAGGGCCAAAAAACAAAUAUAGUCGUAUUUACGAGCCUUUAAUAAUGAUAGUGAUAAUUACAACGUGUAUUUUCGGUUUACACCGAAGAGUGUGGUCGAGAGAGUUGCCUCGAAACUCGCGCGAGACGAGGUAAAUGACUGAAAAAAGGGUUGCGCAAGGCAACAUGGAAGGAGGAAAAAUGGCGGACAAUUCUUUCCCCGUCAAGGCGUCCUUUGUUUAUUGUAACAGGAGCCCUCGGCUCCUGUUGUAACACAUUCUCACUACCUACAAUACACACGAAUAUACAAUGAGAUAUGCAGGGGUCAAAAUGGUCGGUCUCCACAGGUGUGGACAGCGAUGAUAUAUUCACAUGCAUUGAAGGCACGGCACGGCGUCAUAACGUGGGAAUCGGGUCCUGUGGGGGCUGGGAGGGUGGGUCGCUGAUCCCCCUGUGAGAUGUUAUUAGACAAAUGCACACAAUAGGAAGAAUUGGUGGUAAUAUAUACAACGCCAGGAAUUGUGGGAUAUCUAUUGUUAUGAAAAUAUUCUUGCUUUACUUCAGGUACUGAGAAUAAUUCAAAUUUAAGUUACAAACAAAGGAAAAAAAUGACACGCUCAACAAUUUUCAAACACUUUAAUAAUAAUAAUAAUAAUAAUAAUAAGGCGAAUAUUUAUACAGGAUAACCUAUCAGUUCUAAUAAAAAGAAUUGUUAUCAAAAGGGUCCUGCAAUUAUCUGAUAAAUAGCUAAAAAAAUAAAAAAUAAAAUCGAAAGAGGAAAAUAACACUAAGAAAUCUAAGAUUCAAAAAUCAAAACCUGUAAAAAUUAUUGACUUAUAAGACUGAAAAGAGUUUAACAGGCCAUUUCCGAGUUCCCUCACACCUCUGUAUCAAAACGAGGUUAGGUUCUCAGCCUUUGAUAUGGGAAUGACUUUUCAUUCUCAUGCAAAUAAAACUCAUUUUCACAAGAAAGGUUGUGCACUUGACCUUAUUUUGAAAGUGAGGGAUUUUGGAACUCGGGAGUGGGCUAUUGCAGUCUGUUUUAAUUUCCCUCUCUGUUGUUUAAUUCUCCCAUGUCUUGCUGUGUUAUUUCAACGUUUCUUCUCUGUUUUAAGCAAUAUAUAUUUUUAUUUUUCACCCACUGAAAAUUUGCGUGGACGAUUCUUAUUGACUAAUUGUUGAUUUCUCUUUCGCUCUACAGUAUUCAAAGCGUCUUCAUCAGCAAACACUACUGAUAAAUGGAAAAUUUCACGUUUAAUGACACGACUUCAUUCAAGGCAUCACGAGUCUCUGGUGAAGUUGCUGUAUGGUACUGGGUUUUAAGAGGAUUAAUUGGCCUGAUAAUUUUGGUGGGAAACGGUCCGGUAAUUUACCUCAUAGUCACGUGUCACAGACUCCACACAAUUUCUAACUGGUUCGUUCUCUCCCUUUCUUUGGCUGAUCUUUUCGUCGGGGUUUUUCUGAUCCCAGUUUCCACUUCUUGCGCCCUGUGGACGAAUUGCAACAUUUCGGUUAUGAGGUUGAACUUUGACCUUUUACUUUUCGUUUCCAUAGCCAACAUGUGCGCCAUAACCGCUGACCGGUACCUCUCUGUGGUACGACCGCUGACCUAUUUGCAGAACAUGACCAACUCGCGUGUUCGCCUUUGGAUAAUUGCAGCUUGGUUAAUACCAAUCGUCUUCACACUCAUUCCCUUCACGUGGAUGUUUUCAUCGUCGCAAAAUAAAAUGGAAAAUGCAAACAGAAUCUAUGGAACUGUCCAAAUAAUCACCUUCAACGUUCUUCCUUGCCUCACAAUACUCCUUGCCUACGGACACAUUUUUCACAUAUCUCAUAAGCACGCGAGACAGAUUCGUGCGUUUACCGUCAAACUCAACAGAGUGGAUUCUGACAUGUUGACUAGGCGACAAAUAAAACAGGAAAAGUCUGCAACAAGAGUUUUUGGAAUGGUUGUAAUAUUUUUUUUGUUCUGUUGGAUGUUAUCGGCGUAUAGACAUUUCUGUGAUUACUUAAAACUCCCGUGUCAUAUUUCUUCUGGAACAGUGUUGGCAUCAAGACUCUUGAUGUUGUUAAAUUCGGCUAUUAAUCCAUUUAUUUACGCUUUUCUAAAGGAGGACAUAAAAAAGGAAGUAAAAAGGAGGCUCUUUAGA
Molecule: messenger RNA, 6474 nt
Organism: Porites lobata
Lineage: Eukaryota; Metazoa; Cnidaria; Anthozoa; Scleractinia; Poritidae
Source: the annotation of a GenBank genome assembly